Molecule: messenger RNA, 1023 nt
Organism: Ilyonectria robusta
Lineage: Eukaryota; Fungi; Ascomycota; Sordariomycetes; Hypocreales; Nectriaceae
Exons: 3
Coding region: 1-1023 (340 amino acids)
Source: RefSeq, a predicted model, not a curated record
AUGGUCCAGCAGGAGUUGAGCCCCCCAGAGUCGCCAUUCGAUGUAGCAACGCCAAACCGUCAAAAACGCAACGCGACCGAUGCCGACGUCAUUCCUCGUCCUCAUCAUGGCAGCAGAGUCAGUUCGCCUGUCUCAUCUGUCUCCACCUCUUCUUCCAUCCACUCGCGCUCAUCAUCGCUGUUUAAGAGACAAAUAAUGGGACUGCGACUCAACGACGCAGGCCUCGAGGUCCGCCAGCUACGCGUUGAUGCUGCGCCCAACCCGCGAGCUGCUUCUCUACUCGACAUCCUCGGCGAUAUUGGGAAAGCCAACGACAUCCUCUCGGAGAGCCAGCGUGAUUCCAUUCUCAAUAGCGUACGCCCCAACAUCCGCCAAUGGAGGCACUCGUUCAAAUCCCCCGGGAGUUCGGACAGUUUGCCUGGUCGCAUUCCGUCGCCUGACGAGAUGUCCCAGUUGCUUCAACGAGCUAGCGAAUGCCAUGAUCCUGGCCACGAUGAGGCAAGCUGGAACGUAGAAGUCUACAAUUACCUAUUGAGCCUCAUCCUUCGCGAACCUGGCACCGCAAAGGGAGGACUGUUGAACUUCACAACAUGGGGAGUCUUACUCGCUACCACUACUCGGCCGCACGCAAUAUGGCUUCCGCAAUCUACAAGGGCUAAGUUGGUCGACUACUGCAUCUAUGCCGACCUUAUUAGCCAGGAUGCCUCCACUACACAGACCUUGUCGGCUUUUUGCCAGAAGAUGCCAACCCUCUCCGCCAACCAUACCGAAUCCAGGCCAUCGCAACUUCGUCCAAUUGUUUUAAGCAUCGAGACUAAGAGACCGGGAAGCGAGCUGGACGCAGCCCAAUUGCAGAUGAGCGUCUGGCAUGCUGCUCAAUGGUCUUUCCUGCACUCUGCCGUUCUCAUGCAGACACUGCGUUGUCUCGCUUUCUUACCUGACGGCAUCUUCAUGGGCCAUCGAUGGUUAUUUCUCUUCUCAACACGCGAGGGCGCCAAGACGAUACUCUGGCCGGAAAUCUAA